UGCUCACCACCGGAAAUAACAAAAACAGGCGGGAAAUUGAAAGCUCGAGUAUGUCAGAUUUUAUUUAAUGUUUUUAAACAAAUUAAUUGCCAAGUUAAUGUAGGCGUAUGGACAGAUGGACGUAUCUUCCACUAGUGCGGCGACAGAAAAAAUAUUAUAUUUAACAACGUUAAAAUCGUUUUCAACGCCUCACGCAAACCUCGCUAACUGACACUGUUAGCAGCUAGCUUGUUGUUGUUGUCGUCGUCUGUCAGGAUGGCGGACAGAAAUCUAUUGCAGGAGUUGAAGCGUUGGGCGACUAAGGAGUUCAACCUGCCCCCGGACAGCCUGCCUUAUGACAGCUACUUCAAAACGCUCUGUGUUGGGACAGGGAAGCCCAUAUGGAACUAUGUCACCCAACACGUUUUCCAACUGAGGAAUGUGAGGAUCAUGCGUGGCAAUCUGCAGUGGUACAAAGUUCUUCAGGACAAAGAGAUGAAGCAGGCUGAGGGUCAGAGCGAGGCGGCCAAGCAGAGAGAACUUCAGAGGAAGAUAGAGCAGCUAAAAGCUGAGAUCAGUCACCUGGACUCUCAGAUCAGUGGGACAGAGGAACAGUUGGCCACACAAGAGCAGUCUAUCAGUCGUACCUGGGCCCAGGUGGAGGACAGUCAGCGCAGAGAGCUGCUCCUUCAGGCCUUCAGGCAGAGCUGCGUUCAGGGCUGCAAGAUGUUGUCUGAUGAUACACAAAAGAUCAGCGGACACUGUCAGGCACUGGAACAGAUGGCCAGGAAAGCAGAGAUGGAAGUUCUGUUUGAUGAAAAGUCUUCAAGCAACAGUGACGGUGACAAACUCAACUCCAAAACCACAGCGGAGGCACAGGUCCUGCGUCAAGUAAGAGAGCUGUGUGACGACAGGGUUCACUUCUAUCAGUCUCUACAAGAGAGUGAACUGAAAACAGCGCACUCUGCAUCCAAACAUGUGACUCGUGAACAGAGAACUGCAAUGUUUCAGUACUGGUUGAGUGCUGUGGAGAGCGUGUUGGAUGGUUAUCCUCCCAACCAUGUCCUCUCAGCAUUACAAUACUUAGCUUCCAGAGAGCAGAAGGAACUAGAGGACAAACUGCAUUCUCUGGAUGUGACUCGAGACGUGACAGCUUUGCGGUUCCGUUAUGAAAGCAAUCACCUCCUGGACAUGUCGGCAGAAGAGGAUAAUGAGUUGCCGCCGGUUAAGGCCCUCUUACAGGAUGCUUGGGAGGAGGUGGAGCAGAGUUUGUUGGAACUGGCCCAGACUCGCUCCAGAGUUCAGCAGCUCAAAAAUCAGCUGCAGGCCCGCAGGAAGGAGGCUGAGCAGGAGAUUUCUGUUAUUGCAGAUGAGCUCCACAAUGACACACUGGCACUGUCAGUUGUAGAGCUGGAACUACAGUGUGUGAUGCAGGCAGCAGCCAGAGAUCACAUCAGAAACCGCUGUAUUCAACUGGACCAACAUGCCAGAAGUCGCCAGGAAGCGCUCAGAAACCUCCGCAGCCAGUGGCAGAGCAUCCUGGACUUCAGACAACUAGUGGUUCUCAGACAGGAGCAGAUCAGAGGUCUGAUUAAGGGAAACUCCACGGCCAAGACGGAGCUGAUCCAUCUGCAAAGAGAGUUACAGGAAUUAAUCCAGAGUAAGCUGGUGCCACAGUUUGAAGAUGUCACCACUGCAGCCAACAGUCUAAGAAACUCUAUUUCUAAGGAUGUCAGACAGUUUGGAAUGGUUUCACUUCUCGCUCUGGACUGCAGGACUGUCGAGGGAAUCCAACGAAUCCCUGCAUCCUCACUGUCCAUCCAUCGGUUGCAGUCAUCAACCGUCAGCAGCCUGUGCCAGAGUCUGGCGUUCCCACUGUACAUGGCUCCGGAGGAGUUGUGUUUACAGGCACGAUCACAGAAGCUUGAGUUACGUUUUCUCCGUCAGUUACUACAACUUCACUCUGCUUCGCUGCAGAAAAUACAGAAGGAAACAGAAAUGCUGCAUGCAUCUGAUCAAAAAGCCUUGCUGUCGAGGGUCGUAGAGGACGAUCAGAAGCUUCUGAAGUGUCUGCUACCUAGAGUCAGAGGCCUCACCCAACGUUGUGCACAGGGCCUCUCCUAUGGGGACCAAGUCAAGACGGCCAUCUCUUACUGGUGGGAUCAACCAGCCCAGCAUGUCCUUCCUAUGGCCAAUAAAGGAGGACUGACUUUCCAACAGUGGCUUCAAAGAUGGAAACUGGCUGCCAAUGCCUCAUAGUUUAAAAAUCCUCUGUGGCAAUAUGCCCACGCUACAUUCAAGGCUGGACUACCAAAUGGGCAGAGUGGGCAACUGCCCCGGGGGCCGCAGACAUGGAGCUCAAAGGCCACAUGUUCAUCCAUUUUCACUGGUCUGACAGUUUGAUCAGUUAUAAAUGUGGUUCAUUAUUCGCACCACUAAAAUACUAUAUCAACUAAGGUGGGACCUGCAUUAUUAGCUAAUUAUACGGUCCUGUCUUUUGGUUGUGCACCAGGCCAAACUAUUGUAAGACCUUGAUUAUUUCAGUUUAUAUUGUUCUCAAGCGGAGGAUGUUCCAAGUCAAGUUGUGUUUAUUAAAAUGACCAUAAACUAAGACAUACUAAGUAUUAUUUCAGUAUGAGAAGUUUGGUUGCACAUGACUCGGUGGACACUUGGAGACGGGGUCGGGGUGACCACAGCGAAUAUUUGCCAUUGGGUGCCUUAACAGACUACAAUGAUUAGUCAAUUAGACUAAUUAGUUAGUUUGUUGCUUUUCUUGGUCUUACAUGAAAGGUUUUGAUGGUCACAUUGUGAUGGGCAUCUAUAACUGUUUCCUGCUGUUGAUUAUUUUCAUUCAAUUGAUAAUGAUCAAUGGCAGUCGUACUGUGAAGCAGAAUUGGUUGGCACUAAUCCGCACGUAUUCCUUUGCUGUUUAUUCUCGACAUUGCUCCUCUUAAUAUUGUACCAUGUGAAAGUCAGUUUCUAAUGAAUCAUUUCAAAUUCAA
This is a messenger RNA of Scophthalmus maximus (turbot), 2981 nucleotides long. It is a transcript of the gene haus5, whose product is annotated as HAUS augmin-like complex, subunit 5. Gene Ontology annotation, cellular component: centrosome; HAUS complex. The transcript has 19 exons. Gene Ontology annotation, biological process: spindle assembly; centrosome cycle. The coding region runs from base 256 to 2238 and encodes 660 amino acids. NCBI's taxonomy places the organism in Eukaryota, Metazoa, Chordata, Actinopteri, Pleuronectiformes, Scophthalmidae. The record is from RefSeq and is a predicted model, not a curated record.